AAAUCGAAUGGCUUUAUUGCUGGGGGAGUGUUUUCUACGUUAAAAGAAGAUUUGAGAAAUCUUUUCUAUUAUAGAACACAAGCGUUAUUGAGAAAGGAUUAUAGUUCCAGGAACUCCUAUGGUCUAUAAUCCGGAAAUAAUAUUUUGGUAUUUGACAGAGUGAAAUGAAGAGAUUGCUGUGUGUUUGCAGGUUUGUAUAAGAUUUGAUCAAAAGAGGCAGAGGAACGUGUUCCCUUAUUACCCCAAGGAAAAGAGGUUUAUAACGUAAAGGUACUUUUAAUAAAAUGACGCAAUAUUUACCCCCAAACUUGCUGGCGUUGUUUGCCGCACGGGACCCAAUCCCGUAUAUGCCGCCAGUCGACAAAUUGCCCCAUGAGAAAAAAUCCAGAGGUUACUUGGGAGUAGGUAAUUUUUUAAAUGAUUUUGAAGAUCCAAAAGAUACACCUCCGCCAAAGAAAAUGGAAACUCGACAGGAGAGACUGGAGAGACGCCGGCGAGAAAAAGCCGAACAGGUAGCGUAUAAGUUGGAACGAGAGAUAGCAUUGUGGGACCCUCAAGAAAUCAAAAAUGCUACAGAAGAUCCCUUUAAAACACUCUUUGUUGCACGAGUAAACUAUGACACCUCCGAGUCCAAGUUGAGAAGGGAGUUUGAAAUCUAUGGUCCAAUUAAGAAAAUUGUCAUGAUUCAUGACCAAGAUACUGGUAAGCCCAAAGGUUACGCUUUCAUCGAAUAUGAACAUGAACGUGAUAUGCAUGCGGCGUAUAAACAUGCUGAUGGUAAAAAGAUUGAUAGUAAACGUGUCCUCGUUGAUGUGGAGAGAGCACGAACAGUUAAAGGAUGGUUGCCUCGUCGUUUAGGUGGUGGUCUUGGCGGCACUCGGCGUGGUGGUAACGAUGUCAACAUUAAACAUUCAGGUCGAGAAGACAAUGAACGAGAACGUGAGCGUUAUAGAUUAGAACGUGAACGCGAAGACCGUGAGAAUGCCCGUGUCGCAGAAAGAGGUCGUUUUGGCGAUGGUAUACGACGAAGAUCCCGAUCCCGUGACCGUAUUAGAGACAGAGAACGUGAACGUACGCGUCGUUCACGAAGCCGAUCCAGGGACCGUAAAAAACGUCGUGGAAGUCGCGAUCGUGACUACGACGAGUACGAUAGACGUGAUAGGCGCGACAAAGAUAGGGAAAGAGACCGCAAAAAGAAACGUUCAAAAUCGCGAGAGCGAGAGUCAUCUCGCGAGCGACGUGAAAGAAAACGGGAGCGCCGUGACAAAGAUAGGGACCGCAGAGACUCGAAAGAACGCAAACCUGACUUCAGGGACAUGGACGUUAUUAAAAUUAAAGAAGAACCUAUUGAUGACGGUUACCCAACGUACCCCAUGUAUCCAUCUGCAGCCAUUAAAAGAGAAUCCGACGAAGACGAAGAAAAAUUUCGACCUCAGCAUGAAAUGUUUAGUGUUCCGCCUCCACCAAUACCAGGGCGCGGAGUUAAUCCCGAAAAUGGUCAAAAUGCAGCGGAUCCACAACAACAUUGGUGGCGAUAAAAUCAACAACAUUAGUAAGGCCAUCUACAAAACUUACACGUUAGAUCAAGUUUUCAUAUAUCUCAGAUGGAAAUCUUUAAAUACUUAUUUAAAGGCAAGAGGAAACUUCUGGAGUUGAGAAAUAGUAUUUAGUCUUUCUAUGGUACAUCCCUUUUAUUUUGUCUUUAAACUAAAAACAAAAAGUAGUUUUAGUUUUUCGAAAACUGCCGUCAACUAGCAAAUAAGACUAAUUAAUAUCCCUCGGAUUUAUAUUCUUAUAAGAUAUAAUGUGCAUUGAAAACAUUAUUUGAGCCGCAUUGUUUGCUGGUUGAUUGCAGCUUUCCUCAAUAAGCUUUUAAAUAAAAUUUAGAAAAAUUCUAAAAUCUUUUAAUAACUUCACAAAAUUUUUGUCAUUAAUUUAAGAGCUUAUUUCUUAUAAAACAACAGAAAAAGAAAUUAUUUUAAUUAGCUAUGUAUGCUCAUAUAUUGUAUGAUUGAUCUAACGCAGUAUGCAACAAAUCUUAUAUACCAAUUAAGUAAUAUUUACCCACAAUUAAUGUGUGUGUGAACAAACUAAAAAAUGAAACAGUAAGUAAAAUAUACAACAAAACAAAA
Molecule: messenger RNA, 2132 nt
Organism: Musca domestica (house fly)
Lineage: Eukaryota; Metazoa; Arthropoda; Insecta; Diptera; Muscidae
Gene: snRNP-U1-70K
Product: U1 small nuclear ribonucleoprotein 70 kDa
Exons: 2
Coding region: 285-1538 (417 amino acids)
Biological process (GO): mRNA splicing, via spliceosome
Cellular component (GO): U1 snRNP; U2-type prespliceosome; precatalytic spliceosome
Molecular function (GO): U1 snRNA binding; mRNA binding
Source: RefSeq, a predicted model, not a curated record